Molecule: messenger RNA, 3405 nt
Organism: Condylura cristata (star-nosed mole)
Lineage: Eukaryota; Metazoa; Chordata; Mammalia; Eulipotyphla; Talpidae
Gene: EHBP1L1
Product: EH domain binding protein 1-like 1
Exons: 15
Coding region: 58-3405 (1115 amino acids)
Molecular function (GO): protein binding
Source: RefSeq, a predicted model, not a curated record
GGUCGCGGGGCCGCGCGAGCCCCGGGUCUGAGCGACGGGUGGCGGGGUGGCGCAGCCAUGACCUCGGUGUGGAAGCGCCUGCAGCGCGUGGGCAAGCGGGCCGCCAAGUUCCAGUUUGUGGCCUGUUACCACGAGCUGGUGGUGGAGUGCACCAAGAAAUGGCAGCCAGACAAGCUGGUGGUGGUGUGGACACGGCGGAACCGGCGCACCUGCUCCAAGGCCCACAGCUGGCAGCCGGGCAUCCAGAACCCAUACCGGGGCACCGUGGUGUGGAUGGUCCCCGAGAACGUGGACAUCUCCGUGACCCUCUACAGGGACCCCCACGUGGACCAGUACGAAGCCAAAGAGUGGACGUUCAUCGUUGAGAAUGAGUCCAAGGGGCAGCGGAAGGUGCUGGCCACGGCCGACGUGGACCUGGCCCGCCACGCAGGGCCCGUGCCUGCCCAAGUCCCGCUGCGGCUGCGGCUGAAACCCAAGUCGGUGAAGGUGGUGCACGCGGAGCUGAGCCUCACGCUCUCGGGGGUGCUGCUGCGGGAGGGCCGUGCCACGGACGACGACAUGCAGAGCCUGGCCAGCCUCAUGAGCGUGAAGCCCAGUGACGUGGGCAACCUGGACGACUUCGCCGAGAGCGACGAGGAGGAGGCUAACGGCCCCGGGGCCGAGUCCCGGGCACGGGUGCCGCAGCCAGAUCCCUCUCGGGAGCUGAAGACGCUCUGUGAGGAGGAGGAGGAGGGCCGAUCGAGGCCCCGGCAGGCAGCUGCCAGCCCUCCCAGUGCUGAGGAGACCAGCCCGGCCUCUGUGAGUGCCCCAGCACUGCCAGCCAGGUCCUCCCAGGGCCAGGGGUCAGAACCAGCCACUGUAGCGGGGGGCCAGGUGGGGCCUGAGGCCCCCAGGCCCCCAGGAACCCCAGCGGAGACAAGGUCUUCAGGACAGCUGGGUCAAGAUGUGGCCCCCACCCCAGCGCCCCGGCUCCGGAAAGGCUCUGAUGCCCCCUACCAUCCAGUCCCCCGAGGGGAAUAUGAGGCUCCCGUGGCCUCGGGGGCUCCUGCUGCAACAGCGGGGCCUGCUGGGGGGACCCAGGCCUGGGCCAACCCUCAACAAGGGGCAGAGGCCCGGGGAGCAGGGCUGAGCCCCAGCGCUGAGGACCGAGGCUCCAGAGACACUCAGGGAGAGCAGACGCCCGAGGCCGAGGAGGGGGGCCCGGGGGACAGGCCGGAGCGUAGAGGAGUAGACGCUGAGCAGGGGUCAGAGGUCAGGGAGGUGAGCGCCGAGGGGCUGGGGGGCAGAGCUGGGGGUGCUGAACAGAAUUCAGAAGUUGGCCCAAAGGCUGCUGAGCAGAGCUCGGACGUGAGACCUGUGGACACGAAGGGGCCAGCGGCCCCAGGGGUGACGUCUGAGGCAAGAGCCAAGGGGGCUCCGGAGGCCCCUCCAAGGGGCUCUCAGGGGAAGUUGGGGGUCAAGACCAGGGGCGGUGCCCCCAUGAUCCUGGGUCCACCCCCAGCAGAGCCUGCAGGACACUCUGGGCAUCUUGGUGACCUCAAGGGGGCCAGGGCUGCUGCCGGGCAGGAGGGUGAACGUGCAGAGGUGAGGGGCAGUGCCCCUGAUAUUGGGGGGACCAGCCUGGAGCAGGUCCCCUCUCUUGGAGAAGCAGAUGCCGGGCCCCAGGUGAGCAGGUCUCAGGGGCCCCUCUCAGCAGCUGGCCAGGGGGCAGUACCUAGGGGUCUGGGAGUUUGGGGGGCAGAAACUGGGGAUUUGAGGUUACCGGGAGCAGAGACCGUGGAGGCAGAGGUAUUGGUGACCCCAGAGACAGAGCCUAGGACAGCAGAGGAGGGGGUUCCGGGGGCCCCGCAGACAUGGGCAGGGAGCUCAAGGCUCCUGGGGCCAGAGGGCGCUGGGACAGCAGAGUCAGGGGGACCGAGAACCCAGAAAACAGAGGCCAGGGGCUCAGGAGUGCCGGGGACAGAGGUCGGGAUGGCAGCGGCUGAGAUGUCUGGGCCUGUGGUGGUAUUUGGGGACCCGGGGAUUCUUAAGGCGGCUGAGGUAGCAGACUCUGAAACACUGGGAGGCCAGGUGACAGAAGUAGGCAGUUCUGGGGUGCCGGCAACAGCGGCUGAGAUAGUAGGAACUCAGGAGACAGAGGUGCGGGCUUUGGGGCUUGCAGGGGUAGAAUCUGAGGUAGCGGGCAUCCAGGGAACAGCGGUAGAGGGCUUUAGGGCUCCAGAGUUUGAGACAACAGACAGUGAGCUAUCGGGGACCCGGAAGAUAGCAGCUGAGGGAUCAGUGGCCUUGGGGAUAGAAUCGGAGACAGCAGGAGCCCAGGAGGCAAAGGGGGGGUGUCUGGGAGUCCCCAAGACAGAGGCUGGGGUCACAGAGGCUGACAGGUUGGGGGCUCAGCAGACAGAAACUACACUUUUUAAGACUAUGACUUUGGGGGCCCAGAAGGCAGAGUCUGAACUCUGGGGGACCCUCAAAUAUGGGGCUUUCACCAAGCAUGGAGUUUUAGGGUCUCAGGGAACAGAGGCAGAGACUACAGUUUUGAAGGUGCAAGAGGCAGAGACUGGUAUUUUAGGGGGUUCAGAGGCCAAAUCUGGGAAUUGGGGGGCCCAACAAGCAGAGGCAAAGUUUUUGGGGCCUCCAGAGAACCAAGCUGAUAUUUCCGAGGCCCAGGAAGCAGAGGCCGAUGUCUCAGAAACCGAGAGGGAAAAAGCAGUGGAGGGAAACCUCCCCGAGCCCAGUCCAGCUGCAGAGCAGGCGGCCGGUGGGGCAGGGGCUGGGGUGCCCAGGCCCUCGGGGGCCCCUUCCCCAGAGGAGCCUGAAGAGGACAGAAGGCUGCCCGGCAGCCAGGCGCCAGCUGCCCUGGUCAGCUCCAGCCAGUCCCUGCUGGAGUGGUGCCAGGAAGUCACCGCUGGCUACCGUGGAGUUCGGGUCACCAACUUCACCACAUCCUGGCGAAACGGCUUGGCCUUUUGUGCCAUCCUGCACCGGUUCUACCCAGAGAAGAUUGACUUCGCCUCCCUGGACCCUCUCAACAUCAAGCAGAACAACAAGCAGGAAGGCCUGAGCCCUGACCCCAGCCCUGCCCCUGGCCCACCCACUGCCACAGCCCCACCGCCGCCCCCUGGUGGAAGUCCCCCCUUGGAGGAGCCACCCCCAAGCCCAGGGGAGGAGGCUGGGCUGCAACGCUUCCAGGACACCAGUCAGUACGUGUGUGCCGAGCUGCAGGCCCUGGAGCAGGAGCAGAGGCAGAUUGACGGGCGGGCAGCUGAGGUGGAGAAGCAGCUGAGGAGCCUCAUGGAGUCAGGUGCCAACAGACUGCAGGAGGAGGUGCUGAUCCAGGAGUGGUUCACACUGGUCAACAAGAAGAACGCGCUCAUCCGGAGGCAGGACCAGCUGCAGCUGCUGUGA